Molecule: messenger RNA, 2481 nt
Organism: Pantherophis guttatus
Lineage: Eukaryota; Metazoa; Chordata; Lepidosauria; Squamata; Colubridae
Gene: HIGD1A
Product: HIG1 hypoxia inducible domain family member 1A
Biological process (GO): mitochondrial respirasome assembly
Cellular component (GO): mitochondrion
Source: RefSeq, a predicted model, not a curated record
GGAAGGGGCGGGGCGAGGGACGGAAGUUCGUCAUCUUUUCGGGGCGUGGUAUCCUCAGUGAAAGACCCGAGGCCUCCUCAUCCCCGCCUCGAUUAGAAGCCGGCCGGCGAGUGAGAAGGAAGGUCGGAAAUAUUCAGAGUGACCAUGGCAUCCCCCACAGAAAAAGUCUUUCCGGCUUAUGAAGAAACAGCUGGUUCGAAACUGCUCCGAAAAUCGAAGGAAAUGCCCUUCGUCCCCAUCGGUCUGGCGGGCUGUUUCACCCUGGCCGCCUACGGCAUCUACCGGGUGAAGUCCCGAGGAGAGACCAAAAUGUCCAUCCACCUGAUCCACACACGGAUGGCCGCCCAGGGCUUUGUGGUGGGCAGCAUCGUUUGUGGCGUGGUCUAUUCCAUGAUCCGGGAUUACGUCUGGAAGCCUCAGUCAAAGUCUUCGGAAACCCGUUGAAGCUCUCCAGUUCCUCGUGCCGUAGGGAUAGUUUUCCACACUGCGGUGAAGGGAAAAAAGAACAACGAAUUUAAUUCUAAUUUUAUACCUCUUCCACACACAUCCUUCCCUGCCGCCAAGAUUUCCUUUGGGUGUCAAAAAAAUCCCUUAUUUUUUAUUUUAUUUUAUUUUCGUUUGCACAAAACCACGGAUUGAGUUUUGUUCCUUCGCUGCCAUUUCGACCAUCCGCGUCGGCACUAUGUGAGACCCAGGCAAUUCCAGUUUUUUCUCUUUUGCAGACAACCUUUUGGGGAAAAAAAUUUUUAAAUUGUGACACUCUCCAUUGUGUGUAUCUUCCCCAAAAAAUCGAGAUAUUUUUCCCUGCUUCCUUCAGAAAUGAAUUUAGACCACAAAUCAUCAAACUGCCGACAAAAAAUUUGCUUUUUAAAUCCAUUUCUGGGGAAGGUUGUGAUGAGUUGUGGUGUUAUUGUCGCUUGAGAUCCUGUCGCCCUCCUGUUAAAUGUGCUUUUUUUGGGACACUGGUGCCCAUGCACACCAGAAAAAGCACAACAUUGUGACUGAGAGAGAAAUGAGGGAGCAUUCUAACACUUCAGCUGUCUAUCAAGUUAUUCACAAUUGUAUUUAUUACACUUUAUUAAAACCGUAGAUGUUUAAAUUAUUUAGCAAAAAUAUAUGUGUAUGACCUUAAUAUUUUCAUUCGUCCAGUCUGCGUGUGUGUGUGUGUGUGUGUGUGUGUAAAAAUAGGCUAUUUUUUUUUCUUAGAUAAGUUUUUUAAAAAAGCAAAAUGGAAGCAGAGACGUUGCCGUUUUUAUGUGGGUCCAGCAGGCAGAGAAACUUCCCUGCAAUGCACAAAAAAAAAGCGUUACACAAAGUCACAACUGCAGUCGUAUUUCGGCUGUAACUUUGAGGACCUCCAUGUGCAUAUAUUGCUUUUUUUAAAAAAAGUAUUUUUUGGUAUAGACGAUGUUUUACACGGAAGAAUUGUUGAAUUGCAUUACACUUCAGUUGUGUUAUGCUUCAGUUGUGCGUUCCGUGUUUUUGUGCAGGCUAAAACAUCUGCCUCUUUCUCCCAAUUCUGCUUGGGAAGGGAUUGUGACUUACACAAAGUGUGGCUGGGCACAAUGGGCUACACAAAUGCUAUCACACAGAGAGGCCUCGAGUUACGACUGUCAUCGAGUCUGGCAAUUCCAGUUGUAUCUCGAGCAGGCCAGGCACGACGGACUAGAAAAUCUUCUCCUCUUUUAAAUUUAAAUUUUAAAUACAAAUUUUAAUCUGUUUAAUUAUGGGAUAUUUUAAAAUUCAGCCAAAUUAUUUAAUUCGUUUUAAUCUAUUUUAAAUUUUGUAUCUCUGUGUUUUAUCUUCUGGCUGUUCACCGCCCUGAGUCCUUCGGGAGAAGGGCGGUAUAGAAAUUUAAUAAAAUAAAUAAAUAAAUAAAUAAAUAAAUAGAAAACCCCCCUAAAAUACAUCUAGUCCUCACUUAACAACCAUCGCUGAGUUUGGUGAUUCCCGUUGUGAUUCAUGACUUGUUAUUCAAAGAAUCCUUAAAAAAUCUGACCCGAUUUCAUCGAAUAUUUUUUUUUGUGGUGGUCAUUAAGUGAACACCCUGUCAUUAAGCAAAGCCACAUUUUUGGGGGCGGAACUGUGGGUUCACUUCAUUUUUUUUUUUUUUUUUUCAAUUUUUGAAAUUGGAACUGCUGCUUUUCUGAGGAAAAAAUGUAUAUCGCAAACCACUUGAAUGCAGUGAGGACGGACGACGGAAUUGCGGGUUGGUUUGGGCUGGGAACCGUCGUAAGCCGAGGGCUUCCUGGCUGGGGUUUGGAUGGCUCCUUUAGUAAAUAUUCUAACCCUGGAUGUACGCCCUACUAUCUCACAAUCUUCAUCCCAGAAGCCGAUUUUGUAAAAAAAAUACCUUGUCCGUUCUCCGUUUCGUGCCUGUUGCUUGUGGCGUCCUGAGUUCGAAUCCUGAUGCCAAACCCCCUUGUGAGUUCAACGCUAAUCCUGAUUUUAUAUUAAACGGUGUACGUAACAAUGACGGGA